Molecule: messenger RNA, 1038 nt
Organism: Parathielavia appendiculata
Lineage: Eukaryota; Fungi; Ascomycota; Sordariomycetes; Sordariales; Chaetomiaceae
Exons: 1
Coding region: 338-907 (189 amino acids)
Source: RefSeq, a predicted model, not a curated record
GUUAAUGUUGUCGUGUUUGAGCAUUGAGGUCUUGGUCUGUUGGUUUCCUUCCAUCUUCUCCCAUCUGGGAGCUGAGGACAGUGGGCUAUGACAUGAGCUUCUAUUACACGUACACGCCCGAAUACUACAACAUUCCGUUUGUUUCAACGCUGGUCAAUGGGAUCCAAACACGGCAGCUGUCCCAGAAGAUGUCCGUUUUUUGGAAUCCCUUGGCACGGAGCAGGCAACCCCAAGCGUUACAUCGUUUGCAUUCGCUGUGGUUCCCCACGAAUAAUCCAGAACUUCGAAAGGGAUGACAGGAACGAAUUGUACUUGACAGUGUUCAUCUCAUGAACCAAUGCUUGGCCAAUUGACCGCAUCAUCCAGUGAGGAUCCGGGCAUGCCUGGUUGCUUUCUAGGAAGUGUUGCUAAGUUUCCUGACUUUGACGGCGAAGGUCGAUGUCUCGUGGGGAUGGAAACCCCACCAGCUCGGGGUCUCCGGUUCCCGCACCCGUUUGCAUCAGACGCGUCGCAGGACAGGGAUCAACCAUACCAGGGCGAGAGGUGCGAACCCUGGACAAGAGCCUCAACGGGAAUCUCUGUGGAGAUUGGGUCGGAUGACAUGCCUUCCUGGGAGGUGGUAGCCAAUGGCAGCGCCUCAGCGACCCUCUCUCCGGCCCAUCAAACGACUUACAGAGUAGGCACCCGGCCUACUGCCCGUGCUGCUCGUCAGAAGUCACCCAUUUUGGGCAAGCUGCCGCCGAACGUGUCGAUCAAGUCGCAUCCGGUGGUUCGACGAUGGAUCAUAUGCGCCAUCUGUGCCCAGGGUACUCUCGCCGCUAAGCCGCCCUUCCACGUCAUGGCCUCUGCCAUCGCUCUCUCGUCUCCGAACCUCAGAUCUCUCUCACUGUCUUCUCCUUCCCCAUAGUGGUGGCCGGCUCAUCAGCCAUGACGAUGAGUUUCUGUUUCCGAGUUUAGCCGGGUUGGUGUUGCUCAUCUUUCUUUUCGAUAGGAGCCUCUACUCUUUCUUCCUUUCUGGAGAUCUUGAUGAGUUUGCCA